Messenger RNA from Maniola jurtina (meadow brown), 10758 nucleotides. RefSeq names its product unconventional myosin-XV (gene Myo10A). The coding region runs from base 274 to 9135 and encodes 2953 amino acids. Gene Ontology annotation, molecular function: cytoskeletal motor activity; ATP binding; protein binding. The transcript has 32 exons. The record is from RefSeq and is a predicted model, not a curated record. Gene Ontology annotation, cellular component: myosin complex; cytoskeleton. Lineage: Eukaryota; Metazoa; Arthropoda; Insecta; Lepidoptera; Nymphalidae.
AACGAGACGCGAAUACAGCUUUAAGUGUUGGAAUGUGCGCUCGCGCAACCUCAAAGGCUCAACACAACGUCACAACCUCACAACCAGUCUUUCAUUCGAUCGCGGCUGCGCUGUAGCCAAACGCACUGCGCCUCGAAUUACGAAAAUAUGUGUAAAAUUUGCAGUUACAACAGUGUUUGUUGAUAAAGUGUCGGAUUGUGUUGCAAGUGUGCAAAGUUUGUGUUAUGAAGUGUAGCUGACGGAGGUCGGAAGGAAGCCCGGGCUAUUUACCUAAUGGCGGGUGCCACGGGGCUCGUGGAGUGGUCGGAGGGCGCGGCGGUGUGGUUCCAGCCCGCCGGGGCCCCCGCCCCGCUGCCCGGCGAGCUGAUCGAGGUGCACCGCGCCGCCAAGGUGCUGCUCGUCAGCGCCGUCGUCAACGGCCAGCCCCAAACCUUCGCCUUACAAAUGGGUAACGCCGAGGAGGAAGGGGACCCGGUCUGGCCGCGUGAGGAGCUCGGACCCACCGGCGUGGAAGACAUGACGCGUCUCCACGACCUGCACGAAGCCGCCUUACUCUGGAACCUCAAGCUCCGUUACGAACAAGGCCUCAUUUACACAUACGCGGGCUCCAUCCUCGUGGCUGUUAACCCUUAUAGGCCAGUCGACGCGCUGUACGGCUUGCAAACCGCUAGAAGGUAUCAUGCUGCAGAGGCGUUAGGGGACCUACCACCACAUUUGUUCGCGAUAGCAGCAGCAGCGCGGAGUUCAUUGCCAUACCCUCAAGCUAUACUCAUAUCUGGCGAAUCAGGAGCUGGCAAAACAGAGUCUACCAAGCUAGCAGUCCAAUUCCUAGCCGCAGUAGCGCCCGCUCCGCCUGGCCGAGCGCCCGUCUCUGAACAGAUUCUUGAAGCCGCACCCUUACUCGAAGCGUUCGGAAACGCGAGAACACCAAAAAAUCAUAACUCUAGUCGAUUCGGUAAAUUACUGGAACUUUACUUUAAAGAUGGCGCGCUAGCCGGUGCGAGGGUUGCACAUUAUUUAUUAGAAAAAUCUCGCAUCGUCACCCAAUCCCCUGGUGAAAGAAAUUAUCAUGUUUUCUAUGAACUAUUAGCAGGGUUGGAUGAGGAGCAGAGGAAAUCUAGAGGCUUGUUGUCAGCCGAACAUUAUUUUUAUUUAAAUCAAGGCGGAGAUGCGGGUGGCGCCGGUGCGGGCGCCGACUGGUCAGCUCUAUGUGGAGCCAUGCAAGUGCUCGGUAUCGGAGACGCUGAACGCGAGGAUAUAAUUAAAGUUUUAGCAGCUGUUUUACAUUUAGGUAACGUUUAUUUCCAUAGAAGACAAUUAAGGCACGGACAAGAGGGUGUCCAAUUAGGUGGAGGCGCGGAAGUGCGCUGGGCGGCACAUUUACUCAAAGUACCUGCAGAGGAAUUAGCGAGAGCCCUCACAACGAGAGUGACUGCGGCGAGGGCGGAGCGCAUGCGGUCUCCUUUACCGAUAGAUCAAGCGUUAGACGCAAGAGAUGCUUUCGCCAAAGCGCUUUACUCCUCGCUGUUCAACUGGCUAGUCCUUCGAAUAAAUUCGAUAGUCCAUCGCGCUGGAUUACACGAUGCUCACCGGAUAUCUCUCCUCGAUAUCUUCGGCUUCGAAGACUUGGAAGAGAAUUCGUUUGAGCAACUUUGUAUAAACUACGCUAACGAAACCCUACAACAUUAUUUCAAUAAGCAUAUUUUUAAAUUGGAGCAGCAGGAAUACCAAAAAGAAAGGUUGGAAUGGUCCAACCUUACGUGGAACGAUAACUCACCAGUCAUUCAACUUCUAAGUAAAAAGCCAGUGGGUAUUCUGCAUCUCUUGGACGAUGAGAGCAAUUUCCCGCGGGCAUCUGAUGCCUCGUUCCUAGAAAAGUGCCAUUACAAUCACGCUCUCAACGAAUUAUACUCUAGACCUAGAUUAGGAGCAAAUGAAUUCGGGAUUAGACAUUAUGCAGGGCAAGUCUGGUACAACGUCGAAGGUUUCUUGGAUAAGAACCGGGACGCGCUCCGAGCUGAUGUGUUAGAACUUCUGUGCAGCAGUGGAGUGCCGUUGGUAGCAGAGAUGUCGGCACAACUGCGCGCGCAGCACGACAUGAACAAGACCCUUCCCAGGGGUGCUAAUGGAAGAUUUGUUACUAUGAAGCCGAGAACCCCUACUGUUGCAGCCAGAUUCUCCGACAGUCUCCACUCAUUACUGGAAUCCAUGUCCCGCUGCAACCCAUGGUUCGUGCGCUGCAUCAAGCCCAACACCGACAAGUCAGCGAUGAAGUUCGACAUGCCGUGCGUGCUAGCCCAGCUGCGCUACACUGGCAUGCUGGACACUAUCAAGAUUAGGCAGAUGGGCUAUCCCAUACGGAUACCCUUCCAGAGCUUCGUGGAGCGUUAUCGGUAUCUGCUGAAGUCCAUGCCACCUCGCGCCACCCCCUACAGAGAGAUCUGCAACACCAUCCUGACCGAGAUGCCGCCCACUGGAGCUGUGGGUGCUGACUUCCAGCUGGGAGCUGCGCGGGUGUUCGUGCGGGAAGCCCUGCACCGCGCUCUGGAGCGAGCGCGCGCGGACAAACUGAGAGCCGCUGCCACCUUGCUGCAGGCGCAAAUCAGGGGAUACCUGGCGAGAAAACACUACCAUCAAAUGCGCCACUCAGCCAUUCAGAUACAAUCCUGGUGGAAGGGAACCCGUGAGCGUCAUCGUUUCAUCACGAUAAAGCGGGGAGUAGUGCGCGCUCAAGCGCUGGUUAGAGGGAAACGUGCCCGUGCGAGAACCAAAGCGUUAAAGGAACAGAUGAGGAGAAGACAGGAGCAGCAGAAAGCGGCUGCCAAACGGCGAGCAGCAGAACAGAAGGCCAAAGCGGAAAGCCUCCAAGUGUUAGAAGUGCCCGCGGAGCUGGCCUUCAUUCUGUCCAAGAUCGACGAGUGGCAACCGCCGCAUACCGACAAGAAUAUUUCCAAAGUAUCAGGAGAGGUGCAUGCGGAAGAGGAGCGUAUCCAGCUGCCGAAAGAUUUGCAGCAGUUCGCGUUCUCCAAGUUUAGCUCUGUAUACUUCGCCGAUGGAGGUCAACUCAGCCCGAAGAAACACCCCAUCACCAAGCCAUUCCUGUCCAAGGCUGCAGUUCGGGAUCAAGACUUCAACGAUGCAGUGGCAGUCUUCAAAUUAAUUUUGAGGUGGUGUGACAAGUCGGCUGCUGGAAAUGAUGCUAGACAAAAGGUUUUAGCUGACUACAUAGCUUCUCGUGGACUAUCUUCGCGCGGUCUCCGGGAUGAGAUCCUGGUGCAGCUGUGCAACCAGGCCGGCGGCGACGCGGGGCCCAGGGUCAUGAGGCUGCUGGCGCACUGCCUCGCCGCCUUCCAGCCGGGACCUGCUUUACACAAAUAUCUAGUCCGUUUAAUAUCAGAGCGCACAAGUGGUGCGGAACGCGCGCGGUUGUUGCGGCUGGUGUGCGGUGCGGAAGCCGCCGCCGCGCGCGUUUCUGCCGUGCCGCGCCGCGCGCCGCCCACCAUACUGGAGUGGAAGGCUGCCAUAGAAAAUGCUCGACCUGCUCUACCUCUGAGACUGUAUGACGACACGGUGCAAACGGUGUGCGUGGAGUCGUGGACGACGUGCGAGCGCGCGGCCGCGAGCGCGCUGGCGGCGGCGGGCGUGAGCCGCAACGCGAGCGGCUGGUCGCUCACUCUAGAACACAAUGGACAACUCACUGAGUGGGCGGGCUGCGAAUACGCACUGGACGCCGUUGGUGAGGUGGAGACUUGGUCAGCUCUGACCAGCGCUCGGAGCGAACCUUUGCGAGCCUCCGCCGCGCGCCUCGCGCCUCCCGCACCUCCCCCGCGAGCCUCCUCCGUCGACACUGAACGCUCGUUGAGACCACAGGUUCCACCACCCGAACCGCCAAAAUCAAGAUCUCCAAGCAUACAACGAAUCCUCCAAGAGUCCAUAGACGAAAACAUGUCAGAUUACAACUGGAAGAUGGAAGCACCUUCGGAAAGUAGCACGUGGAAGGAGACAGAAGAAUCCCGUACUCUAACCAAACAGAAUAAUGAUUACUCUAGAAAGAUAUCCCACGACAUUCUAUCACGUGAAUCGGCAUUGAACGAACGGUAUUUCGAGCAAACUUCGGAUAAAGUCCGAAGUCGAUCGUUAGACAAUUUAUUAGGUGACAACCCUGCGCCCCAACCAACUAAGCUGGCUGAUAUGGGGCUGUCACAGUCCCGUUUGAACGAUAGAUAUCAUUCUGUGGAACGUCUUGGUGGUGCCCCUAGCGUGACCAGCAGUAAAGGAAUGGAAGCGGAGUACGGUCAACGUCAAAUGCCAUCGCGAUACAUAAAAUCGCAAUAUGCUGGAAAGAGGGCGCCGGCUGGCUCGCAGUCUAGUCGUGCAUAUAUCGAGAAGAGCUCGGAGUUUGGAGGUGUUAGAUCUUCCGCGAUGUCCGACACGUCAGAAGCUCCGAGUUUAGCGUCCCAUGUCCGUCGAGUCCGCGUGCCAAGUCAGGCGUCCGACGUCGAUCAGUUCCUCGACGAUCUGUUCUCGCCCGUCCUCGACCCAAACAUCGACGAAAUGUCCGACGCACGCUCCCUCGCCGCCAGCAUCAAGGGCGGUAAAGGCUACGCCAACUUCAUUGACGACGUCCUCAGCUGCUCUUACAAUGAGCAGAUAGAAGCUUUUAAUAAUCCCGAAAAGAUGUCACGUCUUCUCAAAGGCGGUGGCCAGGACGACUCGAAAACCACAACUAGCAGCAGCAGGAAGGAGUCAAACGUCGAUUCAGUCGAUGACUAUAUAACAAAUCUUUUUGAUCCCAUAUUUAUGAAUGAUAGCUUGAAGAGGUUAACUGAUGGCGAAGGUCUUUCCGGUGCCAUAAAGGGUGGCGGUGCGACACCGCGGACGUCAGGUGGCAAUACAUCUGCGCUUAGUUUUGGCGCUAUAUCGUUGCCAUCCUCGAUGCCAGCGAUGCCAGCCACUCCUGAAGCAUUGGCCGCGGCAUUAGGCUUGCACUUGCCUCCCCCGGGCACAGUAGAUAUAAACGCCUACCACCAGAAUUUACAACGAGCUUUUCUGCAGAAUGCCAUGGCACAAAAUCUUCAAAUUCAGCAGCAGCUUUUAGCUCAAAAUCAAGCUUUACAAACCUUGCUAGCCGGUCAAGUUGUGGAACCGACUGAUUCAGCACCGACGUCACCGGUCCGCUCGUCGACGGUUGUACACGCUCAAAUACAUUCACCUCCUAGAAAUUCAGUCAUCAAAUCGCGAAGGGAAUCUAACGAAAGCUCGUCCACGGGAGCACCGCCACCUCCUCCGCCUCCGAUGCCUCCCCCACUGCACGCGAUGGAUCCAUCAGAAGUUCGACCUUUCAUGGACCCCUACGGCCGCGCAAAGACGGUCCGGAUAGGUAAAUGGAGGUGGCCGCCGCCCAAAGAUGCCGUUGGACAGGAACAAGCUCAAGAUUUCACUAAAUUCAAAAUGCGUCAGAUACAAAGAAGAAUCACUCCACAGGCGCAAUCUAAUGGCCUCGAACACGAACCACCCCGAGGACGCUCUCGUUCCGAGGCAUCGCCGGGAAUCGACUGGGAAGAGUUUGAAGUGGAUGGCCAUAGUCCGUCGUCCAGGGAACCACCUUCACAAAGAACGGCGAGGCGAAGUUUUGAAAUAGGAGCUCAAAGACCUUCACCGGGAAGCGUGGGUAAACUUAAACUCAGCUCUGAAAUGCGGCAACGGCUAGAACGCGUGACCGCUAAUCAUUCAGUCAGGAGUACGUCGUCCGCAGCUGAAACUCCGCGCACAGUCAACAAGUUAGAGGAUACGAGGAAGUUAAUGCUCGAACGUCAGUUGGGUGGAGUGAUGAGAUGGGACGCUCCCCCUCCGCCGCUGCCCCCCGCCCCUCCCGGCCCGGCGCCGCCGCCGCCCAUGACUCCACCUUCACCGCCGGACAAACCCGCCCCACCGCCACCGGUUCCCGACUCUUCCUCUACAUUCGCUCAGUUGCGUCGCGAUAGAGACACGUUUGGUGUCCAUCAAAAUAGAGAAGCUGAUGAUCGCCACUCAUUCCUUGCUAAUUGGAGCUCUAGAAGAAAAGAUGAAAAUGAAUCAUCGCAAGGCGACGAUUUAGCAUCACGUUUCUUGACUUCCGAUCGUCGAGAACGUAGGGUCAAAGACGACUGGGGAGAAGAGUCCGAUACUAGAAGUUACAACGGUGAUAAAGGGCGAAUCAGUAGAGACGAAUGGGAUUCCGAGUCCACGUUAGAUAACAGACGCGAUAUGCGCGAUAACUAUUCCGGUAGAGAAGCUUCAGAAAUAUACGAAAUUCACCCAACUAGAACCGAAAGAAGAAAAGAAGAAAAUGAGAUCGAGGAAAACUAUGAACGAAAACGUUCAUCAGUAUUCGAUGAUUUCGAGAGAUAUGAUGGGCGGAAGAACUCCAGAGAUAUGUUGGUAGGACGUGCAAGGGAAAGCCCGCGAUCUGAUCAAGACGACAGACGUUUCUCACCUGAUAAUGCAGACACAUUGAAGAGGACUGAUCGGCCUACUUUCAAAACGCAUAUGGCCCAAAAGGAAAGAGAUAAGAAGUUGGAGGCAGAAAGACGACAGUCUGUUUCUACGCAUGUCACGGAUAGAUCGGAGCAUAUUGAACGUGACGCUCCAGCGCCAGCUGCAUUUUUGCCGACGGAGCGCUCAUUCAUCACGUAUUCGCGAGUGCCAUGGAAGCUGCGUGUUCGGAAAGAGGUCUUCACGCCUUUGGAGACAUACAGCGAACCUGCCAUACUCGAUUUAUUAUAUGCACAGAUCGUCCAUGACAUAACAUCAAACACCCCCUCCCUCCGUAUAAGCGCGGCCGAGCGUCGCGCGGGCUCGGCGUGGCUACGGUCACAGAAUGGCCCUGUUCGCGUGAGCACCAAGCGCCAAGCUGUGGAGAUGGCCAGAGAGUGGCCCUUCUACUUCGCCAGGUUAUUCUCCGCGCGCGUACCGCCGGGCGAAAACGCUGUGCUUGCGGUCUCUCAUACUGCUGUUACUAUUGGAGUCAAAGGGCCCUCAGGCCUAGUUACUCGCCGCUCGAUCUCCCUGGGCGGCCUCCGAGCGACAGCCCCGGCGCCCGCCACCCUGCAGCUGACGCCAGCUCGCGACGCGCCCAUCACCCUCCAAGUGCCCCUGGCGCACCACGCCCACGCGCUCAUCGCCGAGUUCGCACUGCAGUACACGCAGAUACAACCAAAACCAACAACCAACGGCGUGACAAACACAAACAGAGAAAAGAUAACAGAGAGAGAUACUAGAGAUGUAAGAGACUCAAGAGAAUCCAGAGAGUCAAGAGAGUCCAGAGAGUCGAGAGAGUCGAGGGAGUCAAGGGAAUCGAGAGAGUCGCGUGAAAUGAGAGAACUCCGAGAGUCUAGGGAAGAAAUAGAAGUGGAGAUCCGAGAUAGACGAGGACCGACGUCAUCUCCGGUGCCGCGGGAACGUGAGAGGGACAGGGAUAGAGAUAGAGAGCGGGACCGGGAAAGAGAGAUGCGAGAUGAUAGAAGAGAGCAGUCAACUCCACAGCACGAUGGCCGACAUCCACUUCUGCAGUUCGCAGUGGAUCAUUUUAGACAGAGCCCUGAAUUAGAAAUCCUUAAAGCCGAUUCGUCGCUCAAGAGCAAGGCGAAACGCAACGAAUGGACAUGGAAGGCGCAGACCGACGUGGUGAAAUGGCAGGCAACGCCCCUACGAGCCCCAUUGCUUCGACUGCCGGCGGCUUUGGCUCCACCCGCGUUGGAGUGCUUCACGUGUAUACGCGCGUACUGUGGCGACCUGCAGCCGGCUGAGAGAGCGAUACAUCAGGAUAUGACUGAAGUUAAAUGCGUUUACACCGUCCUUAUGCAUUGCCACUCUGUGCCGGAGCUGCGUGACGAGGUAUACUGUCAGCUGAUGAAGCAGACGACGUCGAACCGCUCCCCCACUCAGGACUCGUGCCAGCGCGCCUGGAGACUCAUGUCCAUCCUCGCCGCGUACUUCACUUGCUCCGACACCCUCAGACCAUUCCUCGUGGAAUACCUAUCAGCGGCCGCAGCGGACAGACGGAGACCCUGUCAAGGUACCGCGGCCGUGUGCCUCGCCAACUUCAGGAAGACGCUGCGAUGCGGGGGCAGGAAGAACGUGCCCAGUGUUGAAGAGGUCACAGCGGUGUCUGCAGGGCGGUCUGCGAGGCGCCAGCUGUACAGGCUCCCCGGAGGAGCGGAGCGCGUCGUCAAUACACGAUGUGCGACCGUCGUGCAGGACAUCGUCAACGAACUAUGCGAACUGAUCGGCGUAACAAGCGAAGCAGAACGCGCGGAGUUCUCCCUAUACUGCAUCGUGGCGGGCGACGCGUUGACCAUGCCACUGGCGGGCGACGAGUACGUCCUGGACGUCACCACCGAGCUGCAGCGAGCGCACCAUCCCUUCUACCUCAUCUUCUGCCGCUCCGUGUGGCACCACCCUCUGCGCUCCGAUGCACCGCCGCUCUAUACUGAAGUGCUCUUCAACCAGGUGGCCCCAGACUACUUAGAAGGUCUAUUACUAGUACUGCCUGGUGGGGGCGCUCCAGCAGCUGGCGUGCUUCGGGACGCGGCGCUAGUAGCUGCUUUACUCCAUCGGGCGGCUGGUUUACCCGACGCUCCGCACCCGAGGGAUCUGAAGUUCCUCCUGCCCAAACCGUUAUUGGCAUUAAGGGAGCCCCGUCCGGCCAAGUGGGCCUCCUGGGUAUCUGCCGAGUGGCCUACAGUAAGGACUGUUACCCCGGCUGCAGCCAAAUCCAAAGUUUUACAGGUGCUGUCUCGCUGGCCGCUGUUCGGGUCGUCGUUCUUCGCGGUGCGGCGCGUGGGCGGCGCGGGCGCGGGCGAGUGGCGCGAGUUCGUGCUGGCGCUCAACCGGCGCGGCGUGCACCUGCUGCACCCCGCCACGCACGACACCGACACGCAUUGGCCCUACGCCGAGCUCAUCUCCACCAGGAAGGUGCGGUCGGAGGACGGCACGCUGUUCCUGGACGUGAAGUGCGGCUCGCUGCUGCAGCAGCGCGUGACGCGGCUUCAGGCGGAGCAGGCGCACGAGGUGGCGCGCCUCAUCCGCCAGUACAUCGCGCUGCAGCGCGACCAGCGCGACCAGAGACUCGAUACAGCUUUCAGCAGCCAGUGAGUGGAGUACACAAAGACCAAUGGACUCAAGCAAGCAAAUGUGUGCACACGCACAUUAAGUAAUGUUGACACAUCAAUAAAAUCCGUCCUUUCUGAUCUGAUUGUGGAAAUAUGUACUUAAAAGUGUUUAAGUUAAUUGAUAUGAAAAAGAGAUUAAAAUGAAAAUAGGAUUGCUGAAAUUAAAAACUGUAAUAACUGAUAUUUUCUAUUUUCAUUUUAGUCGUGUUUUAUUGGAAUAUUGUAGAAUGUUUUAUCCUGGGAUAGUUAGUCUAUCUUAUAGCAUAGAACCAUAUACUUAUAAUAACAUAUAUUUUUGAUAAAAUAUACUUGCAUAAUCGAAUAAUUAAAAAAAUAUUGAAUCAUGCAAAUUAUUUCCAAUAAAGGAAUAUUUUGAUAAUGGCAACUCUGUUGUUACUUGUUACACUUUUUUAUAAUGCUCAAAACGAUUAGAAAUCAUCUACAUAUUUUAGUAGGUACCUAAUUACUAUUAUAAUUGCAUAUAAACUUAUUUGUUUUAAAAUAAUGCAAAUAGCGCUAAGCUAUGCUAUAUUCAUAAUAAUAUUAAUAAUAUAUUACACGAACAUUCCAAUAAAGAAAUAGAUUAUAAGUAUAAAAAUAAUUCAGCAAUUUUGUUUAUGGAAUUCAUAUUAUUUUCUUUUUCCGUAAACAAAAUUAAUAGAUCGUAGAAUAUUAUGUUUAGUUCUAGUUACUACCAAUUAUUACAUUCAUUAAUGUCUUCCUUCAUUUGUAUGGAAAAAGGUGCUAUAUUUAGAAGUGAACUUUAAAUUGUAACCAGGGGCUCUAUUAUAUUUUAUUCCGUUAAAAUAGUACUAAAUACCUACCUACCAUGAAAUAAUAUUAGGGUUAAGUCACAAAAUUUGUUACAUUACCUAAUUAAUUAGAAAAAUUGGUAAAAAAAAUUGGUAAGUAUACGGUAGGCAAUAUCUUAUUGCCUGUAUGGAAGGUAUAUUAAUCAAUAUCAGUACAUACCUCCUACAUUAGAACAAAAACGCAACGAUUUACGGUCCCGGAUACAUAUUAGUAUAGGGUUUAUAAAAUUACUGCAUCCUCUGUAAACAAGAUCUUAUAAAACACUUUUUGUGAUUUUUCGUAAUUAACGGUCUUUAAAAAUGAAUUAAUUUUAAUGCAAGCCCCUGGACAUUUCGUAGAAUUUAAAAGUAUGUCUAUAAAGCUGUUUUACGCUGAAGCAACAACAUGCAACAAUAUGGCAUGCUACAAAUAAAAUAUUAAUAUUGCGGCCAGUAGCAUGCGGCCAGUCUAUUUUGUGCCAAGACAACAUCGUAAUUCUUGCUGUAGAAUUGAAAUAUUUAAGGUACUCUGACGACUAUUGGUACACUUUAGCUAACUUACUAUAGCAUGCAGCCCUGUGGCAUUCCUCAAUGUCGCACUGUAUUGCUCCGGCGUAAAACAGCCUUAACAAAUCUAUAUUAAUAAGUAACUAUUUAAACAAUGUAUUUUUAUCUAAUUUCCCAAAGACCACGGGCGGUCGGAGUCAUGUCUAUUUGCAUAUAAAAUGAGUUAUUUCGUUGUCAUGUAAUAUAUUUAAUAAAACGAUGUAUGAAUAUAUUGUAGAUACAAAUAAAAUUUUAUUUUUCAAAUAAUA